UCGAUAACCAUGAGAGGACUGUUGAGACUUGUGUUAGCCAUCAUGAUGUGUACAAUGACAAAAGCAGGCGGGAAUGAUUUUGAUUUCACGGCUGUGGACGCCGAUAAUUCUUUUUCGUUCGGUACUGAUUUGAAUUCCAUAGUCCUAGACGCCUCCAGUAUACAUGGUGACAAAGCCAAAGGUGACGGCGGCAUCAUGGCAGGUGUUGAUCUCGAAGCUUUGGAUGCCCAAAUUGAAAAGAUAGCAGCUGGUGACCUGGAUUCAAUUCUGGAUGAGUUGAAAGGAUAUCACGACAUGACAGAUAAUGAUAGCGAAUCGCCGGAGAAUGGAGGUCCCAUCUUUAAAAGCUCCGGGUUUGAUUUCAGCAGCGAUUCUAAGCUCAGCAAGUACGAAACGUUCAUAAAGAAACUAGAAGCCAUGCAUGGGGUAACGCCCACUGACGAGUCAAAAGAAGCGCAAUCGGUCUUUGGAGAGAAUACUGCUGGAGGCAAUUUCGACAUGUUUGGAGGGGCAGCGAUCACUGGUCUAGAUUUCGGGUCGAAGACGAAAAAGGGUCCCAGCCUCGUUGAACUGACCAGUCGAGCUCAAUACUUAAAGGAUACAUUCCACAAAGAUGUAUGCACCACCAAUCCCUGCAAGAAUUCAGGUGUGUGUUCCCUUGAUGGGGCAUCUUACACGUGCAAGUGUACUAAAGGAUACAUGGGGAAGAAAUGUGAAGAUACCGACCACUGUGCAAACAGUCCUUGCGUCAAUGGAGAAUGUGUUUCUACCAAAUCGAGCUACACAUGUAAUUGUCAGGCAGGUUACCAAGGAGACAGGUGUCAGACAGCUAUCAAUUACUGCGCAAACGAUCCGUGCAAGAAUGGAAAGUGCAUAUCUGGAACAACCGGCUACCACUGCCAGUGUUCACCUGGUUACCAGGGAACCCACUGUGAAACGGCUACCAACUACUGUGAAAGCAAUCCAUGUGUGAACGGAGACUGUGCUUCUAGCACGUCUGGGUACACGUGUACCUGUUACAGCGGUUACCAAGGUGACCGAUGUGAAAAAGCUACCAACUACUGUGAAAGCAAUCCAUGUGUGAACGGAGACUGUGAUUCUAGCACGUCUGGGUACACGUGUACCUGUUACAGCGGUUACCAAGGUGACCGAUGUGAAAAAGCUACCAACUACUGUGCAAGCAAUCCAUGUGUGAACGGAGACUGUGAUUCUAGCACGUCUGGGUACACGUGUACCUGCUACAGCGGUUACCAAGGUGACCGAUGUGAAAAAGAUGAAGUGUUUACGAGUUGCAAAGAACUACAUAACAAGUAUCCAAAGGCAGAAGAUGGAGAAUAUUGGCUGUCUCCAGCGCCGUUUAAUGGGAGGAAAGUGAAAAUCUUCUGUCUUGGCAUGGCUACGGGACCUAUGGAAUUUGUGACACUAAAAGCAUUCAAUCGAGGCAACUAUCCCAAUCUGAGUUUCCUCAACUGUCAGGACGCAAAUAGCAAGCAGAGAAACAACCGUGCGAAACUAGAAGGAUCAUAUGUGUUUUCCAAAGUCCGAGUCAACAUCAAGACUAUGGUGCUGGACGUAAACGACUACAUAUUCGCAACCACCACUGGUGUAAAGAGGCCAUAUGGUACGGCGGCGGACUGCUACUCCAUCCACUACGGUGGCGGUCUGGCCAAAUGUGGAACAAAGGGAUACUUUGACAUAGAUACAUCUGGAACAGGCAUGAUCAUCAGGGAAUCGACACGGUGGAAGGCAACAGGGUGGAAUCCCAUCGCAAUUGUAAAGAAAUCAAUGGACUACUACAAGAUACGUCUGGAAUGUGGGGGAUGGUGCGGGGGAUGCGAGCCAACUAGUCCGCUCAUGCUCGAAUACAAAGAACACGUACCAGACGGGCAAUGGGAAGGCCAACCCUCGAGUUGCGUUGAUCUCAAGAAGAGGGGGAAAACACACGAUGGACAGUAUUUGGUUUGGCCGCGAAUCCUCGAUGGUUGGGAAGUCAACGUUUACUGCCAUCUCAUGAAUACCAAAGCCCCCAAAGAAUACAUAACUCUGAAACACACAAAUAGGGGAGAACACCCGAACAUUGAAACUGUAAACUGUAAAUACGACACUGUAUCUAGAUACGCCAAGUUAUCAGGCAAAACAUCGUUUUAUAAAGUGCGAAUAAUCAUCGAGACAAUGGUUGUUGUCUCGGAUGAUUACACGUUUGCGAAAACUACCGGCUACAAGGCAAUACCUUUUGGUCACGCCAGCGACGCAUACAAUUGGCAUAGGGAUCUGAAGAAAUCAAAGUGUGGACCAGUCGGCAAGUUUGUCAUCGAUAUGCGCGGAACAGGACUGAAGGUUGACGACAACCUUUCUUGGCUUCCAUUGGGAUCUUUACAAUACGGAUCAUGGUUCAGGUCGAAUGAUAAUGCUGUAGUGCACAUCAAUUGUGGUGGUUUUCCGGGUAGCUGCAAACCAAUAGAGCUGAUGACGCUUGUCCCAAACCCAAAGGAUGUUAAAUAGUAAUACCGCUGAAGAUUGCAAGGCAGCUUGUCAGUCUUCAAAACAAGUACCACGUUCUGACCAACUGGUGCAAGAAAACUGCAUCUCCGAUUAACCGACGACGACUACGUAAAGUGUGACAACAAAAUAAUAAAAUAAAUACAAAAAACAGUUAAUAAAACACACCGAAGACUGGGAUUUCAUUCAAUACAGUUAUGUCAUAAUAAAUAACAUUCUUUAAUUUGUAUAAACAAUCGAUGUCCAAAGUGCAUCAUUUAUAAAAUAAAGAUUGCGAUGGUAA
Molecule: messenger RNA, 2782 nt
Organism: Gigantopelta aegis
Lineage: Eukaryota; Metazoa; Mollusca; Gastropoda; Neomphalida; Peltospiridae
Exons: 16
Coding region: 10-2502 (830 amino acids)
Molecular function (GO): zinc ion binding; calcium ion binding; metalloendopeptidase activity
Source: RefSeq, a predicted model, not a curated record